Molecule: messenger RNA, 2682 nt
Organism: Alternaria infectoria
Lineage: Eukaryota; Fungi; Ascomycota; Dothideomycetes; Pleosporales; Pleosporaceae
Exons: 2
Coding region: 1-2682 (893 amino acids)
Biological process (GO): dolichyl monophosphate biosynthetic process
Cellular component (GO): endoplasmic reticulum membrane
Molecular function (GO): dolichol kinase activity
Source: RefSeq, a predicted model, not a curated record
AUGGCGCAAAGGAUGCCGCGAUCCGGCACACGCGCAGAAGCGAACCCAGACGCAGACGCAGACGCGCUCGCGCUAGAUGACACGGUAGAGCUCGAGCAGUUCCGCCGCUCACCCCAUCCAUACCUGCGUCACGGAGACCAAACACAGAGGCAGUCACCAGGCCCGACGCAUCGCGCCCCUCGGCCCUCGCAGUCGCGACCCUCUUCCGAGCCUCCAGGCAAGACAAUGCACGACAAGGACGGCAGGACACGCAGGAAACGGACACCGCACUCCCCGAGCGAAAGCGGCACCGAAGCCGACGACGAGGGCUACAGCCUCGUCAAGGCGCUGCCUGCUCCUCCCCUGCGACCGCACAAAGGCCUCCGCGAAUCGCGGACGUCGGGCCCAGACGAAUGGGCGAGUCCGCUGCUCACUCCCACACAGAUCGACGACGAGGGGAGAAAGCUCUUCGAGGGCUACUUCGCUCGCACCAACCGGACGAGGCGCAAGGGAGACGCAUACCAAAGCGACGACGACGAGGCGAGGAGGGCCAAGCAAAAGUAUCUCCAGCGGCGGCGCAACGAGCUGGUCAGGCGAACGACCGAAACUGCAUUGCUCGCGGGCAUUGCCACGCUCGCCGUCCGCGCCGCCUUCGAUCCUGCCACCAUCCUCUACCCCCCAAUACUGCCCGUCCUCAUUGCGCUGUCACUCUUUGCCUCAUCACCAAAGCCUCUUCUACCCAACAUGUUGCUCGGCUUAGCUGCGUUGCCAGCCAGACUUAUUCCCUUCAGGAGCGCUACCUUGGGCUACUCUCCUCUGCACUGGCUGGUCUCCAUCAUGCCCCUGAUCGCUGCCGAGAACACCGACAUACCGUCUCGGCUGUUUGCACAGACACCAUACAAACUCAAGUUACCCCCGCCUAACCAAGGUCUAGAUCCCGAACUUCUGGUGACGUUGUUUGCUCUGCAUCAAGCGCUGCUACCGCCGCUAUACUACCUCACCACUACGAGCCUUCUACCAGCAGAGCUGCACCUGCUUUCAAUUGGGCUUAUCAACCUCCUCUUGUUCUCAGACACCCCUCAAGCAGCCAUACUCGGUGUCUUACUGUGGCUAGGCGGGCUGGGGGUGUUUUUGCUCUGCGGCAACAUCUUGAAGUGGGGCGUUGCACUUGCACGCAUUCCGCGAUGGAGGCUUCGACGUGCUGGCCAAGUCAUUCGAGCUCGACAGAACUUCUUGCAGGUCUUGACCCGUAGUCUGGGAUCCAAACGCGAUGGAAGCGAUUCCUGGAAAGAUGUGAGUGACAGUGAUGCGGAUGAAGAACCCAGAUUCGACAAGCCCCUCCAAAAGACCAAGAGCCUUAAAGUCAACGUUUUAGACUCGGUCAGACACAUCAAACCCUGCAUGGAGGGCAGCGAGCCGCGGUCCGCCGCCGAAGCGACAAAGACUGGUUUUCAGCAGUCUACUUCUGCAGCAGGGUCCACUCCUAACAGUGGACGUAAGCGUAGGAAUACCCUCCCAGUCCUCGUUGCUGAAGACCAUACGUCACAGCAUCGAUAUUCGAACCGAAGACAGUCGGGAUCGAUUGUGCAGUCUUAUUUAUCGCUCACGCCCACCGAAGCCACAAUGAGGAAAUGGCUCUACGCUGGAUACUUCUACGUGAUUGUGGUAGGCCUGAUACUGGGACCAAUUCGGUAUAGUAUCGGCAAAUAUGCUCUUCACCAACACGAACCUUUUGGAUGGGCCAUCAGCUACCUCUUCGGCAAUAUAUCACGCGUGCGGUGGGAAGUGUUCACGUGGGAUUUGAACUGGUGGGUUCCUCUGCCGACAAGACGGCACGCAGAUGACAUGGCCCGACUCACACACCAUCUGUCGUUGGCGGAAUAUGUUCGCCGCAUAGUACUGGGAGAAGCGACUACGCGUCUCUUGCUGUGCGUGUACUGUGCAGGAACCAUACUCGCUGGCCUCGUAGCGGUCUUUUCGCUUUCUGCAGUGGUAGAAGUCGACACACGCAGAAAGGUGUUCCACGGCACCAUGGUGGCGAUGCUCCUGCCGACCAUCUUCAUCGACCCUUGUUUUGUUGCGCUGGCGCUUGCACUGGUACUUGCGAUAUUCCUCCUCCUCGAUCUGAUUCGCGCCUCGCAGCUUCCGCCGCUGUCCAAGCCCAUUGCCAGGUUCCUGACGCCGUACGUGGAUGGCCGCGAUCUCCGAGGCCCCGUGGUGGUGUCGCACAUCUUCCUCUUGAUUGGGUGUGCGAUCCCGCUGUGGCUAUCGCUCGCAGGAGUGGAACGGGCUGGCGACGAGCCGUGGCAAGGCUGGGAGGUGGAAGACAGGGACGUGAGUAUGGUGGCGGGAGUUAUAUGUGUGGGCAUGGGCGACGCAGCAGCAUCCCUCGUCGGGCGGCGCUACGGGCGGCGGAAAUGGCCCUGGGCAGGCGGCAAGUCCCUGGAAGGGUCCUUGGCGUUUGCAGUCGCAGUGUCGGCUGGACUCGUGGUAAGUAGAGUGUGGCUCCGCGUCGGGUGGGAAAGCGGUGCGGCAGGGCACAGGACAGAGGGCGAGUGGGCUCACGACGCAUUGCUCACGCUGGGCAAGGCGGCUCUGUGCGCGACAGGCGCAAGCCUCAACGAGGCGGUCCUCACAGGCGGCAACGACAACGUGAUCGUGCCAGUGAUACUAUGGGUGCUUGUGAGGGGUGUCAGGCUGUAG